AGUGUUUAAACAUAAUAUUAAUAAUUUAGAAAAAUAUGACGUCGGUCUUACAAAGUUUGCGGAAUUCUAAAUACAUUAAAACGUUGAGAGUUGGAGGGCUUGGGGCUCUUAAACUUAUUUUUCUUCUUGGAUUUCUUUAUUUUUUUAUUUGUUCCCUCUCCUUCCUCUCAGAUUCAUUUAGAGUCCUCGGAGGCAAAAAUAUCGGAGGAUUGUUCACGAAAUCUGAACUACUGCAGAACCCAAUCGUAGGUGUUAUGAUUGGAGUCCUAGUGACUGUUCUUGUUCAAUCCUCAUCCACCUCCACCUCCAUCAUUGUUGGUUUAGUAUCCGCAGGCGCUGCUCCUGUCAGCACUGCUAUACCUAUGAUUAUGGGCUCAAAUAUUGGAACUUCAGUUACAAACACAAUUGUGUCUUUUUCCCAGGACGGUUAUUUGAGAAUGUGA
Eurytemora carolleeae is the source of this 443-nucleotide messenger RNA. RefSeq names its product sodium-dependent phosphate transport protein 2A. Gene Ontology annotation, molecular function: sodium:phosphate symporter activity. NCBI's taxonomy places the organism in Eukaryota, Metazoa, Arthropoda, Copepoda, Calanoida, Temoridae. Bases 36 to 443 code for a protein of 135 amino acids. The record is from RefSeq and is a predicted model, not a curated record. Gene Ontology annotation, biological process: sodium-dependent phosphate transport. The transcript has 6 exons. Gene Ontology annotation, cellular component: membrane.